UUUGCCCUUUCUUUUGUCGAUCUUCCAGCUCGUCCGGAAGUUUCGAAUCAAAGAAAUGGCAAGGGCGAUGGAACAACGAGCGCUGGGGCGUGGGCGAUCCGAUCGCGCAGCCCACGUCGUUGGCUGGACGUCGACGUCCACCUCUGGAAAUGCCGUGAGCUCCACUCCCACUGGCUUGGCGGCGAGCUGCUCUCUCGGGCCUCUUUUGCGCAUCGAUCAACUUCCUCGAAUUGGUUCUCGUCGAGGCCCGAGGCAAACCGGACAGGAGGAGGAGGAGCUUUCGACGCUCCUGGCAUGAAGAGGGUGGUGAAAGGAAAGAAAUGGAGCAAGAGCGAGCACUCCCGAGAGAAGCACUCUGUAGAACGCCACGGCUCACGCCAUGGCUCACGCUUCUCCCAUGUAGAGACAAGGCUGGGCUCACGACGCUCCUGGACAGGCAGACGAUUUACAGUGGUAUGUACCAUUCCCAGAGGCUGCUUAUCACUUCCGGUGACUUCGAUCGGGACGAAGAAGGCACGACAUUGGAGCAGGUUGUUUUCCGAAAGCUGCAAGACUGGAGACUCUCCAGCAUGUUUGGCUCAAAGCUGGUAGGCAAGUGCCCGCUUGCAACUACAAGUAGUGUCUAUCUGGAGCUGGAGGAGAGCUUGGCGAAGCACUUGGCUGGAGAUCUCAGCGAAGAAACAGGCAUCAACUUCGCGGACAGUCGUGUUUUCAGUCUCAGCCCUGCUCCAAGUCGGGUGUUUGUGUCCUCCUCAGGCUCUCUUUUGCUGGCACACACAGCGAGCUUGAUCUCGGCAUCACUUGGACAGCCCCGGUGGAUUGGUCUCCGGCUCGGGCUCAGUUCUACACAAGCUGGUACUUGGCUGGCAGCGGGAAUGCAAGGGGAUCCAUCGUGAUUUCGUUUCGGGCAAAUGAUGGUUCUUCCCGGGACUGUUACUCUCCAGGCAUCGAGGCAGCCGAGGAUGAUACCGAGGUAUGCUCGUUUGAAUGGCCACACGCUACAGGUUUCGUUGGAUUGCCGAAACGUGGAGUUUUGGGACUGAUGAGAUUCACACCAGCAGAAGAUCGCAAAGCUCCUGCGGCUGUGGAGAUUGCUCUGCGAGUUUCUAUUGCAACCCAGGCCAUAACUCUUGACGAUCCAUUACCACGAUGAUCGAUUCAGAACCCAAGAGGGGGCUUUGCCAAGGACGAAACGCCGAGCAGCACGAAUGCGGGGAAUAAUCUCGUCUGGUGGGCGAUCUAACAAAAACGCCAUGGAUUUCGCAAAGACCCCUGUCAUAUGGUUCAAGUACAUGGUAUGAUUUUAUUAUUACGGGAACCCGGUUGCCGAGAUGAUGGCUAUCAGGUAAGUGUAGAGGUAAACCGUUGUAGAAGACCCGGGUUCGAUGCCGAAGGGUCCACUCAACAAGGACUUUUAUGCAAAAAUUUUCCUAAAUAAGGAGCCAUUAUUCUGGUUCGCCGGCUCACAAAAACAGCUUAGACCAGUCAUUUAGGACAUCGGUCUCCCAAAACAAACGUUUCGGGUUCGAUUCUCUUCCCGAUAUUUGUAAAUACCAAAUACUGAAUCAUCGUCGAUCAUCAAUGCGGAUGCUCUGGCAUCGCGACGCUGGAGUUGCGCAGAUUGACGUGGGCAAGCUGGAGACUGCGGCGGCUGUGAUAAUCCAUUUCCUGGCCUAUCGGCGCAGCGGCGGCUCCAGCCCUGGCAGCUGAUUCUCUUGUCUCGUCUGAUUCCAUUGACAAGACAUGAUCGAUCGCAGUCGCUCCUCCUCCUCCUCGCAGUGUAGCUUUCUCGACGCUGACCUUGUGUUUGGCGCCCUGGCGGCGGGAUACGUUUUCAGGGACCAAGGUUGAGAGGUUCAGGGCUGUGCUUGGAGCAUCGACGCCACACAUUCACCAUCCAUUCCUGUCACGAACAGGCAAUUCCAUCCUCAGGCAGCUCAAGUGGACGAAGUUCUCCAUGUGCCUGGUGGGUUUGGGGGAAUCAAACAAGCCCGCUUUUUCUCGGAGAGACUGCCGUCCUGCCCGAGCUUGAUACUCCUCCCGAUUUUAGCACCCAAAAAUCACCCCGAUUCUUGAGACGCAUCAA
Selaginella moellendorffii is the source of this 2086-nucleotide messenger RNA. RefSeq names its product GPI transamidase component PIG-T. The record is from RefSeq and is a predicted model, not a curated record. Gene Ontology annotation, biological process: attachment of GPI anchor to protein. The transcript is spliced from 3 exons. Gene Ontology annotation, cellular component: GPI-anchor transamidase complex. The coding region runs from base 321 to 896 and encodes 191 amino acids. NCBI's taxonomy places the organism in Eukaryota, Viridiplantae, Streptophyta, Lycopodiopsida, Selaginellales, Selaginellaceae.